UUGCUUUGACGUAAAAGUAAACGCGCAAAGAUAUUUAUAAAUAGCAAUCAAAAGAUUUACUACACAAAUUAAGUUUCUAAGUUCAUAAGAAUGAUGGCUGAAAAGAUCAAAGUGACGAAUGAAGAUAACGUCAGUAUAACGAAAUCAUCUGACAAAAUUAGCGUUCAUCAAACGUCAUCCGAAUAUCUUAACCUUGACAUUGAUGACAUGUCUGAAGGUGACAAUUCAGUGUUCACUGAAGGCGCCACUACGCCAAUUGAACAACGUCUUCAACAAGUCGAAGAUAUCGGUUCUGAUAAUGAAGCUGAAGCAAACGAAGACGGCGAAUUACCACGCGAUGAAGGUGAAGAUAAUGAAGACAUUCCCGAAGAAGUUGAUGAUAUUGAAUUGAUAUUUUCGUCAGAAGACAACAAAGAUGUGAUUCAAGAAGAUUUGGUUUCACUUUCUGAAUAUGAACCUUGGCAAGUGGGUGGCGAUGCUGGCACUCCAAUUCUUACAAGAUUCUCAACACUCACAUCUGAAGAUCGAGAUCGUGAAGCUUAUUAUGAGAAGAAGAAAGCACUCAAAGCAGCACGAAAUAUAAGCAAAAAUAAAGAAAAAUCGUUGUCAACCGAUUCACAUCGUGGUGGCGUCGACAAAAGUCUUGAAAGCACAGACUCUUUAAGUUUCGACAACAACAAUGCUGGCGCUGAAUAUAAAUCAUCAAGCAUGGAAAAGGAUUCAAGUCUUGAUAACACAAUUUCAAGGGAUGUCAGUUUUGACACAUUUGGUAAACAUUUGACCAAUUCCGGAAUGGGGAAGAAGUGGACGAAUGUAAAUGUGUUGAUUGAAACUGACAUAUCAAAAGUUGGGAUUGGUGAUGAAAACGUUUUGGAUAUGGGUCGUCGCAAUACAUGUCCGAAUCCUCCGUUAUACCGACCUUUGGUUAACCGCUCAUCUUUCCGCAGUCCACUAACUUCGAAAUAUCCUCGGUCAUUGCGUAAUAAUUGCACGCCUGUUACGACAAAAUUAACUAAAGGUUCGGAGACUGGAGCUAUUUCCAAGAACAGUGGCGAUAAAUGCAGCUCGUCAGCUCAAACCGAUAUCUCUGCACUUCCACAUCAAUGGCGAUCUGAGACUCAUCUCGUUGGUGCUGACUACUGUCUGGGGGGUUUUACAUUGCCAUCGAAACAUUGCGCACCUAAACCAAGAAGUGGAAAAAACUCUUUAAGACUUUCCGAGAAGACACAAGAAGCACGUCGAGUGCUAUUAAGCGACAUAAAUUUUACGAGCAUGGUUCCGGAACUUUCACGUUCGGCCGAUCACUUGUGUCAACAAAAAAUAAACGAGGAAGACGAAAGCGGAGAUUAUUUUAAAGGAAAUUUACUGAAAACGCCAGAUUACAGUCGUGGAGUGACGCCAAGUACGAGUAUGAUUGCUUCGCCUGGUAUUUCACAAUGGACAGUCAAUGAAAGCACGACACAAACUGAAGGCUUCUGGCAUGAUCGAGGAGAAUCUUUCGACUCAUCCAAAAGUUAUUCACUUAGAUCAGGCAACUCAAAUGGAGUUCUCACAAAACAUCAUCGAUCAAGAAGUGUUCCAUCGUUUCGUUGUGCUAUUUGCAAGCAAAAUCAUCACACAAUGAAACCUUCGGAAAGCAUGUACAAUGCAACAAGAACCGUCACGUUUCAAGAACCUUCACAAAAGAUUCGAGGAUCUUUGCCAGAUUUACGUCACGAUUGUACAUGUCCACGUCGUUAUGGUGGCGGACGUUCAGCACUUUAUCGCAUGCACGAGUCAAGUGGAUCAACUGACAGUCUUUUGGAAGAAGCUGAUGAAUUUGUACGUCAUUGCAAUGAUGAUCCGGUUAUAGUAAAUGUGUCAUCGAAAUCUAGUAGACGAUGUUCCGAAGCUGACAUACAAAAGGAUUUCCGACCAUCAAAGCAAUCACUGCCGUUCCUGCCAAAGUCUCCGAAAUGCCUAAAACCCGGACAACUAGCAAAAGUCAUUGCUAAGACGGGAAGGGUCGUUGUUGGUAGAAUUCGAUAUUGUGGACCUGUUGCUUCCAGUGAUAACUCAGAUGAGACUUAUGUUGGCCUUCAACUACCCCACGCAUUUGGCGAUUGUGAUGGAUCAAUCGAUGGAAAGAAAUUCUUCGAAUGCAGUUAA
This is a messenger RNA of Clunio marinus, 2148 nucleotides long. The record is from the annotation of a GenBank genome assembly. NCBI's taxonomy places the organism in Eukaryota, Metazoa, Arthropoda, Insecta, Diptera, Chironomidae.